UCAGGUGAUUAUAGGCUGCUGUGGUCCUAGCAGGCAAAGAUGUCUUUACUUCUUUUUGUUCUUACUCUUGCUGCCUUGAGCUUGGUUGAAGCUGCUAACAAAACUGAAACCUUUACCCCAAGUCUUGCAGCUACAGGUGUUACGAUAUUCUCUAUAAACUCAAAUGUUAAGGGAAAUAUUAAUUGGCAUGUGAGUGAUGGUGGAAUUCGAAUUGAAGUCACUAAGUUUUCGGAAAAUUCAAAUGAUCUUGACAUGAUAGAGUCUGUGUAUCGAGAAAACAUGUCUCACAUCACUCUUUCAUUACAACGGCGUCAGGAGCCUCCAUCAACAGCAUCACCAGCUAUGCAAGGAAGAAUGAACCCUUUUCUUUUGGUUCUUUGUGUCCUUAUGGCAAGUCUAUUGGUCAAAGUUCCAUCAAGAUUAUUUGUCAUUUCUUGCCUUAUUCUUACUACUGUGGUGCUGUGCACUUUUGCACAAGACAGUUCAACAGGUAGUGGUGCACAUGUUGACAUAUAUGUACCAAGAAACUUUUCCUUCAAGGAAGUUUCUUUGGUUUCCAAAAGUGGUUCAAUACAAAUUAAUGAUCGUGACCUCAUUAGUUCAGCAACUACACUGUAUUGUUCAACUGGGGGUGACUCUAAUGGUUGUCCAAACUGCUGUAGUGCAAAUGGAAUUUGUGGAAAUGGAUCCUGUGCUUGUGGUUAUGGCUAUCGGAAUGGAAGCUCUAGUUGUGAUAUGCAAACUGAAACAACUUUUAAUCUCUUUGUAAAUCCAAGUAGUCCAGUCAUAUUCUCUGCUAAUACGCCAGAUGGUGACCAGAUUUUUGUUGUGGGUGACAAAGAUUCAAAUGGUAUUCCCACAAAAAUAGAAAGGUUUGAAACAGUUGAUUCUGAUGGCAACACUACCUUCGUAAAGCUUGAUAAUAGUACUUCAGUGAUAUCGUCUGCCAUAGACUCAAGCGGCAUGAAGAUGGAUUUUAAUUGGGAUGUUGAUGCUAAUUACACUAGAGUGACUGUUAGCAUUUACAUACCAGAAACUGCCCAGGAGUUUAUCGUUAACCUAGAUUUAACUGCCAAUAUUACAAACUCAAGUUUAGACCUUGGCUUUGAUGAUUCUGAUGAAUCAACUCAAAAGCGGAGCAUUGAUGAUAACCUGGAUACUGAUGGUAUACGAAAAAGAAGCAAAGGAAGUGUACCAAAUGACAAUGCAUAUGUUGAAAAUAUGAAAAGGAAGAGCUUUCGAUCAAAAAGAAAUGCUCAAGCAAUGAAUACUGCUCGUGUAUCCGUUAAUGUUGAAUCAUGUGAUCAGCCUGAGGAUGAUGCUAUUGUCUAUGCAAAUACUCUUCAUGAUGGUGAGGCUAAUGUAUAUACAGGUCAAUUAUCAAGCUCCCCAGGACUUUAUUAUAUUGACAUACCAACUGCACCCGCUUCUACAAUAGGUAAUGAAAUAGGCAUGGUGUGUAGUGCUAUUGAGUCAGCUCUCAGUAGUACCUGCAGCUGGUAUAGUGAUAUCAAAUCGUAUCUUAAUACUGCCUUGUCAUUCAUUGGCAUCAAGCAUAGUGCAGAGAAAGUGUUCUGCUACACUCUCGCAACAGCUCUCAAGGUGAUUCCCCAUGCAAGGCUUAUUCCUAUUCAUAAAUUUUGCAGAAAAAUAUUAAAAGGAGUGGAUUCUAUAUGUGAUAAAGUGUCAACUACUGUUGCAGGGGAACGUGUAAGUGAUUUAAUUUGUGAUGCUAUCACAGAAUACACUGACGAUGUCAUUGACUUUUUCAGGGAUUCGGAAAUCUUUCUGGAACCAGUUGCAAUAUUUCCUGGUGGCGCAAAAUAUUCUGCCACUGGAAGGACACUAUCAUUGACUCCAGGCACUAGCAGCGUAUCAACAGCUUUUAUGAUCAGUGAUGGAAUGUCCCUCAACAUUGAAAGCUUAAGUAUAUUUCCCUAUGAUCCAGCACCAUAUCAGAAUUACGUUGCUAGAGUAAAUUAUCAAUGCUAUACUGCAGGAGCGACAGUCACUAUGACUAUUAUUGGAACAGAUGGUUAUACUAAUACAGUAUACUGCACAGGAGGUCCAACUUGUGUCUUAUACGUUCCAGGUGCAGAAGCUUUGGUUGUGGACAGAGUUACAGUAACCAUAGUCGAUAACGGUCUUACUGCCACUCGUCACGCAACGAUUAUAUUUUGAACCUACCUUGCUGAAUUUUUAUGCUAAUCACUGAUUUUAUGUAGUGAUUAGUUUGAGCAAAAGUAGUAGCUACAUGUAAAUUCAGUGCUUAGAACUUUGUUAUUUAUCCCUAAAAGGCAUUUUGUCAUUAAAAA
Amphimedon queenslandica is the source of this 2315-nucleotide messenger RNA. RefSeq lists its product as uncharacterized. The transcript is spliced from 5 exons. Lineage: Eukaryota; Metazoa; Porifera; Demospongiae; Haplosclerida; Niphatidae. The record is from RefSeq and is a predicted model, not a curated record. Bases 40 to 2181 code for a protein of 713 amino acids.